AUGCAUAGUAUGCGUGCACUCGCCCUUGUCGCAGUUGCUGGCGCUGCCGCCGAAGCAAGUCAACAGGGUCACAUCAUGGAGCACAUUCACGCUCCGGCUAUGAUUCCUCGCGACCACUGCACUGAUCUUCCGAAGCUCUGCACAGAUCCGGUGCUCUUGCGCGGUCAUGAGAUCACUCUGACCUAUCUAUGUCCCGAGACCGAAGGUCCAUCCACUGUCACCGCCACCACAACGCGUACUAUCACCGUGACAGUAGGCCUGACCUCUAGCGUUUCUGUUGUGGCUACCUCGGACAGUCAGACGCCUGUGAUAGAAGAGCCCACCACGACUGAGACGGUCAAGUCAACAACUCAGGUCACUGUCACCAAUUUUGUCACUAGAGUCACCGCUAGCACUACUUCGUCGCCUCUUUCUCCACCUACCAUCACCUGGUCCUUCACGGCUAUUCCUCCUGGCGUUGGCUCCACACCAGUGUCUUCUGUCAAGGCUCCUACAUCUGGCGCCAGCAGCUCUUUCGAGUUGUCCCCUAGCCAUGUAAUUAACAGCUCGUCUUCCGUUGCCUCUACAUCCUCGAAACCUACAUCUAGCGCCAGUGGCUCUCUCGAGCAUUUCCCUACUUAUGUCAUCGUCAACUCGUCUUCGAUCGCUUCAACAUCCUCGGUGGCUACUUUACCUUCCCUCGGUAUCCAUAGGCCGAUCUACUGGAACCACACGGCUGUUCACCACACUGGCGUUCAUCACAUUAUCGAUCACCCUACUCUGAACGUAGUAAGGGAUGCCGAGGCCAAGUCCACCGAGACUGUCACUACUACCGCUGCGAUCGCGACUGAGAGUAAAAAGGGUCAGGCAGGAGAUAUCCAGGCCUCAUUCAUUGCGCUAUUCUUCGGUGUGUCGGCUGCCACCCUACUUAUCUAG
Messenger RNA from Alternaria postmessia, 915 nucleotides. RefSeq lists its product as uncharacterized. NCBI's taxonomy places the organism in Eukaryota, Fungi, Ascomycota, Dothideomycetes, Pleosporales, Pleosporaceae. The coding region runs from base 1 to 915 and encodes 304 amino acids. The record is from RefSeq and is a predicted model, not a curated record. The transcript has 2 exons.